GUCCCGGCUUCACCGCCAGCGAGCGGGCGCCUGCUUUGGGCGCGCACAGGACCGGGUGCCGGGGGGGGGGGGGCUUGGCGAGUCCCCAAAUCUUGUGCUGAGCACGCACGUGCGCGCGAGCCCAGCCACCCCCGUCCAUGCUCCUGGGAGGGCAUGCACCGGAGGGGCACCCAGCCGGAGAAGCAGGCCUGGGAAUGCUGGCGUGCCUCCCUCGCCCCGCCGACGCUGCUCCCGGUCUCGCCCGCCCACCUGCCUGCCUCUGAGGAGUUGGCUGCUCCGACGCCGACCUGGAGUGCUUCUCGGCUCCUUUGCCGGGCAACGGCAUGGGCGCUCUGCCCCGCGACGGGGCGGCUCUGGGUGUCACCCCCCUCAUGGUGUCACCCGGGUGCGGUGCGCACCCCCCACAUCCUGCUAGUGACACCGCUGCAUUGCCGCUGGUGGCCUUGAAGCCUGUGCCUGGCUUGCCAUUGCCUCUGCUUCUGUGGUCCUGGGGUGUUGGGAAAGAGGUUCUGAGAGCAGAUUCUAGGAUCUAAUAGUGAACUUAUUUGUCAAGUACUGAUCCUUGUGUAGCCAGGACGGGACCAGCCACAUGCACAAAGGCUUGGGAAAACUCCAUGUUUUGCAGAAGUAUAAAAAAAAAUAGGGGGGGAACCGAAAAGGGGAGGGGAAUGAAUGAGAACUGAACAUCCUCAGUGGCUACGGAAUGCUGUCUGUGUAUUGGGGUGGGGAGAGAAACCUGGGGAGAGGAAAUGGAACAUCCUAAAAGAAGUCUGAUUGGUUGGAACCCUGAACAGAAGCACUCUACACUAUAACAUUUUGUUGCACUUCUCACUUUUGUGGGAAUUUUUCAUGUGGUGUUAUUGGGGACUGGACUGAAAUUUGAAAGACAAUGUCUCCAAUGAAGAUUAAUUUUGACACUUUAUCAAUCAGGAUGUGUUUUGAAAACUUCACGUACACCUAAUUUUGCAUCUUCCUUAAAGUUACAGAAUGUGUGGCGGCUCUGCUGAGUUUCUGUUCCCAAACAGAGCUGUGUGGUUUCUCAGAUAGGAAGUCACAGCGAACAAAAGGAACAAUAUGUUUAGCUUCAGAUGUCCAUUUCAGAUUAUUGGCUUAAUGCAUCUUCCUGCCCAAUCUCAAAAUAGGGGCAAUCCUUGCAACUGAAGACUGAUACAGCACAAGAGCCCUUAGUCAGCGGGAUACAGGCUUGAUGAAGAUAUGACCAUGGAUGAAGAGGAGGCACUCAACUCGAUUAUGAAAGAUCUUGCAGCCCUGGGCAAAUGCGGGGGCCUCUUGGACAGCAACAGGAACAAAAACCACGUCCAUUCAAACAAACAGUUGCGGAAUGCCAGGAUCAAAUUUGAACAUGAUGGAGAGAAAAGGAUUAUCCAAUUCCAGAGGCCAGUUAAAUUCAAAGAAGUGCUACAAAAAGUCAUGGAUGCUUUUGGGCAGAUGAUGGACUUGCACUACGCCAACAAUGAGCUCCUGAUUCCCCUUAAAUCCCAGGAAGACUUGGACCGAGCUGUGGAACACUUGGAUCUCAGCCCUUCUCUGAAGAGCCUCAGAGUGUUUGUGAAAACUCCAAAGAAAACAAAUGCUCUGCAACCCAACAACAGCAAACAGCAUGAGAUGAGAAUAUCCAAGUCUAUGGGAGAUAUCUUGGGGUCCCUGUACAAAGAUGCAGAGAGGACACGGAAGCAUUCAACAGGCUCCUUGCACACUGGCCGGAGUUCUCCACCCCCCGGGAGCGUCCCCGAAGAGCAACAGCAGAUUGCUCGGCAGGGCUCUUACACCAGUAUCAACAGUGAAGGGGAGUUCAUCCCCGAAAUGAUGGACCAAAACUUGCUGGAGCCAUUCAUCAGUCCAAACAACUCGCUCUCGUCAAGCUGCCAGUCCCUGGACAGAUCCGGAGACAGUCCACCCUUUAGCCAAGCUCCUGUUCCAAGAAGAGACCAUGAAGACAGCCUUGAUUGUCUAGAUUUUGAUAUCCCAUUUUGUGAGAGAUUUGGAAAGGGGGGGACCUUCCCGAGACAAUAUCAUCUGUCCCAGAGUCGCAAGGACUACAGUGAUGGCCGAAGAACCUUCCCCAGGAGUUACGUUCCGCCAGACAAUCUAUUCCAGCUUGUGCCGUCCAGUCGAACAAAAAGCUACAAUGGAGACAACAAGCUCGUCACCUUGCGGUACAAGGAACGCGGGGGCAACAAGUGGUGGCACAACUGUGACAAAAUCUUCCAAGACUUUGGCUCUUCUCCGUCCAAGACGAGGAACACGCUGCAGGCCCCAGUGAACUGGAGGCUUGGGAAGCUGCUGGGCCGUGGUGCCUUUGGAGAAGUCUAUCUUUGCUAUGACGCUGACACUGGCCGGGAGCUCUCUGUAAAGCAGGUGCCCUUUGACCCCGACAGCCAAGAGACGAGCAAAGAGGUGAAUGCCUUGGAAUGUGAGAUCCAGCUGCUCAAAACCCUCCGCCAUGAGCGGAUAGUCCAGUAUUACGGCUGCUUGCGGGACCCUGAGGAGAGGAAACUGUCCAUCUUUGUGGAAUACAUGCCAGGGGGUUCUAUCAAAGAUCAGCUGAAAGCCUACGGAGCCCUGACGGAGAAUGUGACUCGAAAAUACACUAGGCAGAUCCUGCAAGGCAUUUUCUACUUGCACAGCAACAUGAUUGUACACAGAGAUAUUAAAGGGGCCAACAUUUUGAGAGAUUCUGCUGGGAAUGUGAAACUCGGAGACUUUGGUGCCAGCAAACGCAUUCAGACCAUCUGCAUGUCUGGAACAGGGAUGAAAUCUGUCACAGGGACUCCCUACUGGAUGAGCCCUGAGGUGAUCAGUGGGGAAGGAUACGGAAGGAAAGCAGACGUGUGGAGUGUGGGCUGCACUGUGGUAGAGAUGCUGACUGAGAAACCACCCUGGGCAGAAUUUGAAGCAAUGGCAGCCAUUUUCAAGAUUGCUACACAGCCCACUAAGCCCCAGCUUCCAGACGGCGUCUCGGACUACUGUCGCAGCUUCCUCAAGUUGAUCUUUGUGGAGGAGAAGCGGAGGCCCACCGCCGAAGACCUUCUGAGGCACCCAUUUGUGACCUUUAGCCUCUAGCAGGCCUUCCCUUUAUCGGAAGGAAUGGAGAAAAAUGACCAAAGAUUCACACAAUCAUGGUAGAGUGAGCAACAGAACUAAACUGCACACUUCUAAAUCCAACCUCAGUUUCCUGUGUGGGUUACUCCCAUACGUGCUGCGUUGUUGUCAAUCAUGCGUUGUUGGCCAGGCGGCGGCCAUAUUACCAAGUCUCUAAAGUGUACUUGCAGCCAUCUUGACUUCGUGAGGAGUGAUGAGUCUUUGAGAUGGAGAGAUUUGGAGGGAACUGAGGUGAUGCUGGCAAUAUAACUAUGUUGCCUUGUGAACACCAGUGGAUUGUCUGCUCGCAUAGCCUUUUCUCUAGGACCUAAUGGACUUGGUCAACCACAAAAGAGCAAACUGAAGGAAGUUUGACAGCCUCUUGUCCGCUGACAAGAGCACCCUGGUGAAAUUGCUGAAAACAGCAGAAUGGACAGCAUGCUCUGCAGACCUAGCUUUGCCAUUGAUGCCAGGCUGGCAGCCAUUAAAAGGAAACUCUGCAUGAAGCGAGUGGAGUAAAUCCCCAGUGCAAAAGAGCAAAGGCACAUAUCUACUUCUGUCUGAAAAAGGAAAAGGCACGACUGAGCCUUAGAGACAAAUAGCAGGAAGUCCGGUGCACAUAGAACUAUCUCUGGCGGUUAGGAGAAGGAAAGCCAAGAGAAUUGCUCUGUAUCUUAGUCAUUAUAAUCGAAGGGGUAAAUAUAGCCGUGAUCCAUCCCAAAGUGAUCAAGUUAGGGAUAUGACUGCGAAGGCGAUUGUGUCGAAUGGAACACAACAGGAAUUAUAGAACCUUAUAGGAUUCCUCCAAAGUAUCUUUUCCUUGGACUCACAGGAGAACUAGUUAUAUCCAACCCACCUAUGAGAGAAAUAUUUCCUUAACCUUGUUUCCUUGUUAAAAAUUCCCAGAGAUAGAGACUACACCAGUCUGUUUCGACAAUAUAUUUCAUUGCCUGUGUCCAAGAUUCUUAGCAUGUGAGGCUGCUAAAGAAUUCACAAGCGUCUGCUGGGCUUUGCCCAGUGCAGUGAUAAAGGGCCAAUUUAAAUGUUAAAGCCGCCUGUUGCAGAGUCAGGGAGCAUUUCCCCAAGGCAGUAUUAGCGUCUUAAAAUGAUUUACUACUAGAGCUGCAACACAUUCAAUGCAAUACUAGGUAGUAGGAAUAACUCCUACUAAGUUCCAUGGAACUUUUUCUGAGGUAUGGGUAGGACUGCAGCUUUAAUCUGAUUAUUUAAAAGUCAACUAAAAAGUUGCCCACAAUUAACUGACACCAGUUUUCCCCCCCAAAAUUAGUUUUUAUACAAGUACUUCUAAAAGCUACAAGUGUCGCCUUGGAAGAGGCAUUCCCUCCUGCAUGACAAAGAAUGCCUCUUCUAAGAUGAUGUUUGCUCUGACACAUUUGUACAUCAUCUAUUACUAUUUAUUGAAUUUAUAUCCAGCCCUUCUUCCCAAAAGGAGCCCAGGACAGCAAACCAAAUAAUCUAAAACCAAAUAAGGCAGGGCUUCUCCCCCCCCCCUUUUUCUUUAGAUUUUUUUUUUCUUAGAUGUACAUUUUUUGUGGAUUUAAUUGGUAAAUUCAUCAACUAAACCCAUGUGAAAAAUUGAACUAAGCUUACCUUAAUUUGGGUGACAGGCAUUCCUGCUUUUUCCAAAAUCUUUGCCCCUCAGUCUUGCACAAAACACUGCAUAUCCUCAGUGUGGUGGGGCUUGUAUGUUGUAUGCACUUGGGGGAAUAUACUUGGUAAGGAACAUCAAGAUGUCAGGGACCUUGCGUGCUGCAACUUUACACGGAAUGUUUUUUCAACAGCCUACAAGUAGAAGUUGUAAUUUUUAGUUGUAGACCUAAGAGAGGCUGCCAGCCAAUCACAGCAGGAGAGUGAGUGUCUCUAUUCAUCUGCUUCCUGAAUCGAUUGUUGAACUGACAAUUAGCAGCGUCAGUUUCUUGGAAGCAUGGCAGAUGUCAACAAAAAUCCAGACUGUGUACUGAAUUAUAAUCUAGAUUGUGCGGCCUAAGUCAGUUGUGCAUAUCAAGCAAAUGUGUGUAUUUUGCUAUGUUUUGCUUAGUUUACAUUAUGUCUUCUGCUGCCCACGGUAGAAAUACAAGGAGUUACGCAUAAUGUUGAAGUUCUACCCACAGCUGUUUGACUCCCCUCCACCCCCAUCCCCGGCUGUGCCUUCAGCAGCUGAUAUUUCACUAGGCAAAAGGGGACACAUUUUCUGGAUCACCUCUGCAGCCAUAAAAACUAAAACAAGCAGAGAUUGUCUGGAUACUGAAUUUUGUGCCAGGUAUCUUGUGUGAUUACACAGUGCGCUUGAAUAUAAGUACAAUGAAGCCAACUCUGGAUGAGGGUGUAAAUCGCAUCCUUUUCAUUUAAUUGGCUCUCGACUGCUCCAUAAACCGGUUUCAACCAGGAACUGAAACUACAAUAAACUGGUAGAAUAGACAAGACCAUGGCUUAAAGAGAAUCAGUCUUUUCUUGAUGUGAGAAGACUCUCUUGCACUCUGCAAGUUAGUUCUCAUUAGGAUUUUUUAAAAAGAGAAUUGAUUCCCCAGUUACCAUUUUUCAUAUACACACACUUGCCCUGAUGAAUUUGAUUGCAGAACGCUGGUUCCAUCCCCCUGCCAUCUGGAUUUAAUUCUUGGCCCAUAGGGAUCGCUGGGGAAAAUGGUAAUGCUGAAGGAUGGAAAUGUCAAAAGGAAGAUGCUUUGCAUGGGCAGGGCUAUAACAUGACCUACUUUUUCAAAAAAUCUGUUUACAAGUUUCAUGAGAGGGUGUUUAAGGGCUUCUUCGCACACCCAGGAAUCAGCAAUGGUUUUCUCAGGGCACAUACCAUGAGAUACCAACCCCCAUCUAUGCCAGAAACAAAUUCUAGGGCAUGUCAGCCAUUCUACUACUUCGCUAGUUCUUUUGGGUCAUUCACAUCAUGGACUGUUCUGUAGUACUGUGAACUCCAACCACCAAGCAACCCUUUUAUCGUUUAUGUCUUGGUGGGGAACCUUUCACCCUCCAGUUGUCGCUGAAUUACAGCUCCCAUCAUCCCUAGCCAUUAGCCAUGCUUGUUGGGGCUGAUGGGGAGUUGUAGUUCAGCAACAUCUGAGAGGGCCGAAGGUUUCCUGCACCUGGUUUGCGAGACCAGUUAUCCAAGGAUGCAAGGGAGGUGACGCAUAACCCCCCUCAUUUUACCAUAGUUUCUUUAGCCUUACGUGUUCACCCCUUGAAAAGUGCAAACAGGUCAAAGGUUAAAAUGAGUGGAAGGCAGAGCCUGGAGAAGUUACUUUUUUGAACUACAACUCCCAUCAGCCCAAUCCAGUAGCCAUGCUGGCCGGGGCUGAUGGGAGUUGUAGUUCAAAAAAGUAACUUUCCCAAGCUCUGGUGGAAGGAUUGCUGAGCCAGGGUAUCUGAUGUUCUCAAUCAGGGAUGGGGCCAUCCAGGUGUUGCUGGACUCCCAACUCCUAUCCGCCCUAGCUAGCCUGGCCAAUGGUCAGGGAUGAUGAGAGAUGUAGUCCAACAGUGCGUUGCCCAUCUCUGAUUUUAAUAGAGCCUCUUGCUCAUCAGGAAAUCUUACUCUUGUCCCAUUAUAUUCACUGAAUUCAUAUCAUUUCCUUUCGUGUUGUCCUCCUGUACCUCACUGGUCUGACCUGGAUUUUGUGACAUGCGAAGUUUAUGUUUUGAUUGCUCCCUGAGGAUCAAAGAGGGUCCAUCUUAUUUGGGCUUGGGCCUGCCGUAGCGUGCACCCCCUUUGCCAAUGAUAGAUGCUCCAACCCUUUUGCCUUCUCUGUGUAUAUGUAAAUAGAUUGUGAAUUCCUCCUCAGGUGCCUUUGCUUCUAGUUUGCCAAACUCUCUUGCAGUGAUUCAGGUGCACAAAAGAGACUUACACAGAUGUGGGCGGGAGUGGAAGGGAGAAGCAAUAUAUGUACUCUGUACAAUUUGUUGAAAAGAUUAAACGCCUAGCAGGAGGUAAGUUCCUGAUGUAUAGUGGGAACGCUGCCUUUGAAAGCAUUGCAAUCUCUUCCCAAGUCUACAGCAUCAUGUAUAUGGGUUGUGAUUUUGUUUUUGUUGUUCCUCUUUGCACAGGUUUAAGAGUGAAACUGUAUAUCUAAGUUUAUAAGUCACCCCUCAGCCUCAUCUUGGUGUGCGCUAUGUGUCAGCACCUCUUAACUGAAACUGGUCUGAAACUGGAUUAACAGUUGCAACUUCCUGCCAAGGAGUCAUGGAAGUGGUAGCAUUGAAGGACUGGGAAACCUUUCUUAUAGAUCUGUUCUUGCCCACAGACCUACAGUUCCAAGGGUUGUUUGGCUAGAGGGGCUGGGACAGGAAAAAAAACACCCUCAAAAGUGGUUUAAAUUCAUAAUGUAGACAUAUCCAUGAACCUAACAGCUAGAAGGACCAAAGAGCCACCUAGUCCACUCUCCCACCCAAAAGGGAAGGCCUUAUAGCCACCAGUCUUUCCCUAACAGAUCAAGCCCAGCAGGGCCGGUUCUAAAGCGCAGCCAGGUGGGGCACUGGCCUGAGGGCCCCGGAGCUACAGGAACACCUGAGGGACCCUCCGCUCCCCUUCCGUGAUCCGCGAUACCAUCUGCCUGCCCGCCAUUCCCUUGCCUUACCUGCCUGUCUCCUGCCUUUUAGCUUUGCCCUUAAUGUCCCUAAGGUACUGAAGCUGCUGCCACCAUCUUAGCUGAUGGCAGAGAUGCGUGCGCGUAGCACGCACAUGUGCCAUCAACAAAGAUGGCGGUGGAGGCUUCAUCCCCUUAGGGAAACUGUGGCCGCCAUCUUCAUUAAGGGCAAUGGUAAAAGACAGGAGACAGGUAGGUGGGGGGGCGCAUUCCAGGCAUGCGCAUUCGCGCUCGCGCGCACACGCCAGGGCCCAGAGCAAGCUGAUGCCCAAGGGCCCCGGUAUGCCUGGAGCUGGCCCUGAAGCCCAGGAUGUGCUUUUGACUUUCUUGGUGUCUUGUUCUUUUGGCUGCCCAGCUACUGCUGAGCCUCCAUUUUUUUAUGAGUUGGGGGGAAAGGCACUCAUUCAAAAAAGAGGAGCAUUCUGGGAUUCCUUUUCAACACAGAGAAAUCAAAAUAGCUUUGGGUAAAAAAAUGGUUUCGUUGAGUUUUGAGACUGGUGUAGGACCUUUUUCAGGGCAAGGGCUGCAUUCCCUUUGGGGCAACCUUCCAAGGGCCACAUGCCAAUGGUUAGUGGGGCCAGAGACAAGUGAGCAAAGUAUAAAUGGUAACUUUUACCUUUUUAAACAAGACCUAAUUUCUCCAUGCACUUGCGAAAAACAAGAGGCGUAAUAGAGACAGUUACAAGGGCCAGGUAGAGAAGCCUGGAAGGCCGCAUUUGGCCUGAGGUUCCCUAUUCUGACUGUAACAAAAUUAGAGCAAGAUGGCCUCCUGUGAUUCAGCCUGCAGAGAUGCCUAUAAAGAAUUGUCAGAGCUUGGAAAAGUUACUUUUUUUGAACUACAACUCCCAUCAGCCCAAUACAGUGGCCAUGCUGGCUGGGGCUGAUGGGAGUUGUAGUUCAAAAAAAGUAACUUUUCCAAGCUCUGAAAAUUGUACUAUGUGAUAUCCAACCAACUCAUACUCUGAGUAGACUCAUUAAAAUAACUGGUCUUUAGUUGCUGAAGUCCAUUGAUUUCAGUGGAUCUACAGUAUGUCUAACAUUGGAUAUCACCCAUUAUAUUUUAGGAGAGAGGGAGAAUAUUAAAGCCAGUUAUUAAUGAUGUUUUUUUUAAUUACAGGUAAUGUAAAGUUCUGAAACUUGAAAUCUGGAUGCUUUCCAAAGUAACUUCUCAUGCAAUUUAAAUUAAAUUGUGUAAGCAGCAGGGAUAUAGACCUAAGAAACUUGGAAUGGGUGUUCUCUUACUAUUCAGAUUUGUAAAGAGGUGUCCAUGUUGCCAAGAAUUGGACUGGGCCAAUGAACUGGUCUGUAAUGUGGUUAAAUUUGGGUAAAAAAUAAAGUAUCUAUCUAUUCCUGUUGGUUUGUCUGAGCUGAGGGCAGGAUGAGGCCUUAAAGUGUCUCAAGCACUUGAAGAAAAAUUAGUUGUGUUCACACAUUUGCAGAGUGCAAUACCCCUUUGCCCUGUUCACACACUGAUGCGUGGGUACCAGUUAAAAAAGAUCACAUUGCAUCCUGAUCCAUUCGCACAUACAAAGAAAAAAUCACCUUGUCCCACAAAGCAAUGGGAUGCUACACACUGCCAAACCGUAACGUCAACGAUGCAUGGGCUGUGUGCUGAAACCUGGUUGUAAAACUGCCCCCUUUUCAAACCAUUAUAAUAUAAAUACCACUGUUAAAGCGCUUUAUCCUUGAGAUAUGUUCAUACUCUGGGUGGUAUGGAUACUUUUAAAUAUUGUAAAUUAUUACAACUCUAGAAGGAUUUGUUGAUAGGAAAUUUUUAAAAAAGAGAUACUGCUGUUUUGGCAUGUGGGGCACAUUGUUGAAUGUACUUUGUUAAAUGCUGUAAAUGCUUUAAUCUUCUCCCCCUUCCCCAGAUGCAUGAAAUAAAAAUAUUUUUAAA
Messenger RNA from Rhineura floridana, 9609 nucleotides. Its product is annotated as mitogen-activated protein kinase kinase kinase 3-like. Gene Ontology annotation, molecular function: ATP binding; protein kinase activity; protein binding. The record is from RefSeq and is a predicted model, not a curated record. The coding region runs from base 1216 to 3084 and encodes 622 amino acids. Lineage: Eukaryota; Metazoa; Chordata; Lepidosauria; Squamata; Rhineuridae. The transcript is spliced from 17 exons. Gene Ontology annotation, biological process: protein phosphorylation.